CUGCCCGCGGAGCCCGGCGGGCGACUCGCGGUUCCGGCCCCCACCCGCGCGAUGGAGGCCGCCGGGGGGCGGCCCGGGCCGGAGCCGGCCCUCCCUGCCGGAGCGGACCGGCAGGCCGCGGUCGUCGGCGGCAGGCCGUCCCGAGCGCCCGCGAGGCCGCCGUCAGGCCGGAGGGGGUCCGGGGAGGAGGAGUCGGACAGCGUUGGGGCCGCGAGCCGUCGUCACCCCCGGGCGUCCCCGAAGACGUCGAGCGGCGGCCCCGUCCCCCGGCCGGGGCUGGACGCCUGCGGAGACGAGCCCGGCUCCGGGGCGACGCCGUCCGGGGCCGCGGGCCGCCAGGGGCCGCCCGCUUCCGAGCGCGCCCCGCUUCCGUCCCCCUGGCACCGGGAACGCGAGCCCGGCCAGGACCGCCCGCCCCCCGCCCCGAGGGCCUGCCGUCGGGGGAGCCCCGGAGGCCUGGAGAUGGAUGAGGAGCCGCCGCCGCGAGACGGGGAAGGCUGCGACGACGAGGAGGCGGAGGCGGCCCGGGCCGGCCGCUCCCUCUGCAGCCGCCUCCAGGACAGCCGCAGCCUGGACGGGCUGAGUGGGGCGUGCGGCGGAGGCGCGUCCCCGGCCGCCGGCGAGGCCGGCGCGGGCGGGGGGCGUCGCGCCACCAUCUCCAGCCCCCUGGAGCUCGAGGGCACGGUGAGCCGCCACGGCGACCUCACCCACUUCGUCGCCAACAACCUACAGCUCAAGAUCCGGCUGAGCGGAGCCCCGCCGCCGCCGCCCCCUGCCUCCGCGCGGCCCUGCCCGACGCCCGCGCCCACCCCCACCAUCCCUCCCAUCGACCCCGACGUGCUGAGGGAUCUGGAGAGGCUGAGUCGCGAGCUGGGCGGCAGGGUGGACCGGCUGCUCCGCGGGCUGGGCGGGGCGGUGCAGGAGCUGACGGCCCUGAGCGUGGGCUGCAUCCAGACCUACCGCGACGCGGUGGACUCCCUGGGCGAAGCCGUGGACAUGAGCAUCAAGGGCAUGUACACCCUGCUUGCGCGCUGCGAGGAGCUGGAGCGGGCUUUGCAGCCGGUCCAGGGCUUGGCACGCCAGGUCCGAGAUAUCCGGCGCACUCUGGAGGUGUUGGAGGCCCUGUGCAAGUGACCAGGAGCCCAGAAGAGAGGCCGUGCCUGACCUGGCCAGGCCAGGGGCCAGUGAGGCCCCUAAGGACUCUUCAGGGAGCCCUGGUGGAACCUGCCUGCCUAGGAGAGGCCUGAACGUUAGAGGGUCUUCCACGAGCGUGCGGGUGGCCUGUGCCCAUUCCAAGCCUAAGGAGUGCGAGGGGGGAAGUUGUGAGGUGGGAAGGGCGGUAGCUCUGCCUGUGUCCAGUUGGCCAUCUCCCGCUUCCCUGUUCCUCCCGGCGCCUCUCCCGAGCUAGAACGCCGUGCUUGGGAAUACAGGCCCGUAGGUCUCCGCUGGAGGGUGGGGAAGACCCCCACGUGUGAUCAGGAAGGAAACAGAAGAGGCCCCAGCCCGCCGCGGCUACCUCAAGUGCCGGGCCCUUGUCCACACAGCGCGCAGGCGAGGGCGCACGUCUGCCUGACCUCCUGCUUCUUCCCUCUGGUCCCCUCGAGUGUCGCGGGGCGGAGCCCACGGGAGCCCGGUUCCUGGGGAGGGAGCACGGUGGGGCGGCUCACUGCGCUCAGCGUUCAGGGAGGAUCGUUGCUGGUUUUGGAGCCCACCUGUUGUGGAGUGUUCUAAGCAGUUUUUGGCUUUCUGAGUUUUUGUGGAAUUAAAGUGCUGCUGCUGCUGCUGA
Messenger RNA from Psammomys obesus (fat sand rat), 1786 nucleotides. It is a transcript of the gene Borcs6, whose product is annotated as BLOC-1 related complex subunit 6. Gene Ontology annotation, cellular component: BORC complex. NCBI's taxonomy places the organism in Eukaryota, Metazoa, Chordata, Mammalia, Rodentia, Muridae. The record is from RefSeq and is a predicted model, not a curated record. Gene Ontology annotation, biological process: lysosome localization. The transcript has a single exon. Bases 52 to 1134 code for a protein of 360 amino acids.